This is a messenger RNA of Symbiodinium necroappetens, 3237 nucleotides long. The record is from the annotation of a GenBank genome assembly. NCBI's taxonomy places the organism in Eukaryota, Dinophyceae, Suessiales, Symbiodiniaceae.
AUGGAGACCGUCGAGAGUUUGGUGCCCCGUCGCUCCACUGGGGACAGUGAUCCUGAGGAUUGGGAAAAGUUGAGUGAUGAUGUGGCUGUUGCUCGUGCCACUCUGGUGCACAACAUGUCGGCCCACGAGGAUGAAGAGGCUAAUGCUACCUUGGCCUCCUUCACUGCCCUUGAUGUUGACGAUACCUCCUUGGACGAGCGGCUUCAGGAGAUGAAUGCAGCGAUGGCUCGCCUUCUGAGCAAGGGGGACGAGAAGGUGGUGAUCAAGGAGGAGGCUGACACCAAAGCAGUGGCUAUGGACACGGACCCGGCGGAGACCCAGGCUGCCCCAGGUGACUUUGUCCCUGAGGAGGUUGUCGGUGAUCAUGCCAUGGGUGGAAACGGUAUUCCACAUCGAGGGUUCCCUGAGAACUUCCCGGGCAUCGGCAAGAAGAGUGCUGACUUGGCCAAGCAGCUGACCAAGGAGGAGAUCGCGGCCUUGUUUUCCAAACUGAAGACUGAGGUUUGGACAAGAUCGGCUGUAGAACGGGUGCUUGAGGUGUACCAGAUCUACAAGCGACAGAUUGCCCAGGAAAAGAUGCUGGCAGCACCCUUCAGCAAAUCCCGGGCUGGGGUGGGCCACGGCAGUCUUGGACAGCUUGACCCGGGCAGCGCCACCACCGUGCUCAUGUGCCCAAGCUGCUUCUCCGACUGGCAGCGACCCGACAACAAAGUGCAGGGCAAGUGCAAACUCUGCCAAAAGAAUGUCAUUGCGGUGGACAAGGGGCCCCCGUCGGCAGAGAUCAAGCUGGGUACGGCAUCGUGGUACAUGUUCUGUGGCCCUCAGGGAGUCACGUGGCACACCGAUGCCGACGAGACCCAGAAGGAGAAUGCCUCGGUCGACAUUGGUUCCUGGGCCCAGCCACCACCCAGGUCGACUGACAACAAGGAGCUCAGCUUUGCCGACCAGGUGCCUAUGGCCCUGAGGCUCAGCUUGGCCCACACUGUGGCUAGCCAGCCCUUCGACGAGAUGCAGUUCGCGAAGAAGACGGCUGGGGACAGACCACACAUCCGCGAGGAUUGGACACCCAGUCAGUCGACUAGAGUUUUCCACCCUCAGCUGGCCGCGGCGAUGGAGAUCAAGAAGAAGAGCGCGGGCCCGGUGGACCAACAUUCCAGCAAGCUCACCGAGAAGGAGUUUUCGGCGCAGCUCAACCCCCAGCUCGAUGUGAUCACGCAAAUGCAGGCGGGGGCACAUGAAGUGGCUGACGCGUCCGGGGCUUCGGUGCUUCGCCCCACUUGGACACGGAGAAGACCGGGCCACCAAGGCGAAGAAUUCUUUGCGGCGCAGACCUCCCUGGAUCAGGCCAAGGCCUCCAACAAGCGGAUGCAGGAGGAGGGGGAGACACGCUCCAGACUCCUUAAGCCGAUGGCGGAGCCCAUUGACACCUGGGGCGCCAAACUUCGCGCUGCUCUGGAGAUGAACGUCUUCAACCCUGAAACCCCGCUCAAGGAUAUGGAGUUUGAGGAGAUUGAGGACCUCCGGGACAGAUACCUUAACACGAAGUUCCUGCUGAACCAGAGCAGGAACCCUUUCCCAGCUUCCCUCCUUCAGGAGCUGCCCUGUCUGGCGGCCCAGCAGCGAGAGGUGGAGCGUGAGCAGACCCCCGAAGCACUCCUGGGCGUGCCGGUCGGGUCGGCGGAGUUCCAGAUCAUGCGCCUCAAGCGGAUCAUCGAGCUGCACAUGGGGGAGCAGUGGAUGAUCGGGGGCAAGUGGAAGAAGGUGCAGGGCCCUUUUGAGGAGAUCGAGGUGCAGGUCGGGACGGGCACCAGGCCCUCCCUUCGGAACAUCGUUGGCCCCUUCCAUGCCAAGGAUGAUGAGGGCACCUUCCACUGGAGGAAGGAGGUGCAGACCUGGGAUCUGGUGAGCCUUUUCAGCACUUUUGGCCCCAGCUACACGGCAAGGCACCUCUAUGCGGUGUGGAGCCACCUCCCGAUCACGAUUUCCUCCCACAAGCGGGGGACGAAGAACAAGCAGAUGAACAAUCAGCGCCGGGAUGAUUUUAGGGCGAUCCAGAAAGAGGCCAAGGAUUUCGUGCUUUUGCACGACCUCCCGUUGCCCACCUCGGACCUGGAGUGGAAGCAGCUGUACCGCGAGAUGGGCUCGUUCUUUGCUGCCAAGGUCUUCGUCAACAGGACCUGCCAGGCCUUUCGGGACUUCCCUGAGAUUUACAACGUGCUCUCCACCUCCCUGGGCCAGGAGGCUGUGGUGGAGGUUAAGAUGGUUUGGCGCUGCAACACAGAGCAGUGGUGGACUGCUCGCCUCAAGCCGGAGUACGCAGGGCCCAUUUGCCGGAAGCUCGGCUACUCCGAGGGCUACAUCCAGGGCCUCGGCCUGGGGGAAGGGGACAGCUCAGCUGUUUUUGGCGCUGAAAGGAUCGCCCUGAACCUCUCUGGGCCGGAGCAGGAACUGACCCUGCCGCCCAUCACCCCGGACAACGUCUCCAGCGUCGUCUUGGACGACUACAAGCGCAAGUUCGCAGGGGACAAAACGGCCCAUGUUUUCUGGGCCCGCAUGGAAUGCGGCGAGACCCGUGGCGGAUACGUUUGCCGCUGCUGCCGUGGCUUCUGGCGCGGAGGCAAGGGCUCCAGCCGGUUCCUCAUGAUUACCGGGGAGCACAAGGGCAGAUCCGCGCAGCUCCAGCUCAUCCUCGAUGAGCCCCCCAAUCACCUCUACGAGGCUUGGGUCAAGGACCGGAUCGAGUUCUACAAGAGGGUGGAGCCCAUGGCUGCCCUGCGGGACCGCUCCCUUCGGGUCAACCCCAACCUCAGCUCCCGGCAAGAAGAACCUCAUCUGGCGAAGGGGAACCCUUCCCAGGUGCCUUUGGCCCUGAGGGGGGUUCUCCCCUCAGUCGGCCUGCUUUUUGAGUGCAAAGUUAGGCCCCUCAGGGAUGGUGGCGGGAAGACUUCCCCGGGUCGUCUUCCACCACAUUUGAGAACAGGAGCUCGCGCCUCCUGCCUUGGGGAUUUCAUUAAGCGUAAGGCCUUGCCCUUAGUCCCGGAAUUCCUGGCAUCGACAGCAGCGGGCGCGAAGCAGCCCCCUUUCCCAGAUUCGGUGCUGAAAGAGAUCCGUGAUUUCAUUCUCCCACAACACUCCCAGCCUGAUGCUGGGCAGCCGUUUUUCCUUGAUGUGAUUCACAAACUGCUCAAGGAUAUUCAGGAUGUCGACUCUGGGUACCCGAUUACCCUCAAGGAGGGC